Messenger RNA from Sodiomyces alkalinus F11, 1653 nucleotides. RefSeq lists its product as hypothetical. The coding region runs from base 1 to 1653 and encodes 550 amino acids. NCBI's taxonomy places the organism in Eukaryota, Fungi, Ascomycota, Sordariomycetes, Glomerellales, Plectosphaerellaceae. The record is from RefSeq and is a predicted model, not a curated record. The transcript has 2 exons. Gene Ontology annotation, cellular component: SUMO-targeted ubiquitin ligase complex. Gene Ontology annotation, molecular function: ubiquitin-protein transferase activity.
AUGAGCCUGGAACGCUCUUCCGUGGAGCUACCGCCCGAAUUCUACGGCUCAUUCGACGCGGCCGAGGUUGACGGCCCUUAUCUUGAGCACGACUUCUAUCUCGAGUCAAACGAUUCCCUCGACGACCAGUCUGCUCUUUACGACUCCGAGACCGCCGAAGACGAUUCCUUGUCCUUUGACGAAGAUUCGCCUUCACACAGCUCCCAGUCUCCCUCUCCUUCUCCUUCUGCCUCUCCCUCUCCCUCCGUGGCCUCCGUGGACUCCGUGGCUGCCUUGGAUCUUCCCGAAUCCUUUCGCCAAAUUCUCGAGCGUCAAACCGAUUCAGCCCCGGACCUGUCCGAUAUUUUUGGCUGGGACUUGGGCGAUGAUAACGAUAGCAUAGGAGGGCAGCUCAUGGAUGAGAUGGAGGCCGGGCUCCGGGAUCAGAACCCUCACAUACGACCCCGCCCCUUUCUCGAGCCGCCGCGACAGGACGAUGCCUUCGUCCAAGGCUUCGACCAAAUGCGUCAGUUGCUUCGCGGCGAUCUAGGCGAACAGCCAAGAGCACAGAGUCGUGCUCGCCGUUCUCGUCCGGACUCUGAACCCAGGCUCUUCGUCUCCGACGAUGACGAUGACAACUCGCUUGACGACAUCCUCGUCGACAUGGAAAUCUUCGCCGAUAACCCGCCCCGGGCACCCCGUCCUUCGGCUCGUGGCCGGCGACACCCUGCUCCUUCCGGGGCGUCCGAAGUCAUCGACCUCACCAACGAGCCAGACAGUCCGGUCCAGACGCACGCCCGGCCGCCGUUACCGAACCCUCGCCGUCAAAACUCCCAGCUACCAAGGGACCCGCCUGCCUUCUCCCGGAGCGACAGCAGCAUCUUGGGCGGUCCCAAUGUCAUCGACCUGACCGACGACAGCCCCGACCCGCCUCGCUCCAACGGCGCUCAUUCCGGCCCACCGAACCGCCCUGGUCGCGAUGUUGACCUCAUCUUCGUAAACCAGCGGCCCGCCGUCGGCCCGCGACUUCCACCACCGCCACAAACGCCACAUAAUCGUCCCUCGUCGUGGUCGCGGCACCCCCACGGCAGCCGCCUUCGGGACCGUGGGCGGAGGAGCCUGCUGGAUGGCAUCCGCCGCGAAUUCGCCAACCACAUCUCGCUCUUUGGCCUGCUGCGCCAUGCCCAGGGCGAGGAAGACUUGGCCGGCAUGAUGGGCCCACACGCCUUCAACCCCAUCGGGGAGGUCAACCUGGAGUACAACCACGGCGCCUUUGACCAGCGGCCUCCGUCGCCGAAACCUGCGCACGAAGUACCCCCUCCCGCUCGCGCUGGCUUUACCAGGGACGCCAAGGAGGAGGAAGCCGCCGUCUGCCCUGCAUGUGGCGAGGAAUUGGCGUACGAGCCUCCCGACUCUGAAUCCCAGGCGUCCGAGUCGCAGCCCUCUCGAACGACCAAAACGGCCAGGAAACGCGCUCGUGGGGAGCAUCAUUUUUGGGCACUGAAAGAAUGCGGUCACGUAUAUUGUGCCGAAUGUUUCGAAAACCGUCGACCCACCAACAAGCGACGAAUUACCGGUUUCCGAAACGAUAAGGAUAUGAAACCUAUUUGUGCAGUGGACGGCUGCGAUGCAGCCGUGAGCAACAAGGCUAGCUGGGUCGGCAUCUACCUUUAA